Gallus gallus (chicken) is the source of this 7534-nucleotide messenger RNA. It is a transcript of the gene RUFY3, whose product is annotated as RUN and FYVE domain containing 3. The record is from RefSeq and is a predicted model, not a curated record. Gene Ontology annotation, cellular component: cytoplasm. Gene Ontology annotation, biological process: regulation of axonogenesis. The transcript has 18 exons. Gene Ontology annotation, molecular function: metal ion binding. Bases 3381 to 5198 code for a protein of 605 amino acids. NCBI's taxonomy places the organism in Eukaryota, Metazoa, Chordata, Aves, Galliformes, Phasianidae.
GACGUGGUGUAGUGGUAUGGUGAUGCGUUGGCAGUUGGACUAGAUCAGGCAUGUCCAACCUGUGGGUCACAACGGUACAUGCAGCUGUGCUUUCUGGUUUGAUAAAGGAGUUUGAGAAUACGUUUCAAGAUUGCCGAAAAAAAUCAUCCAUUUAUGUUUGUGACACCAUUUUCAGUUGAUAAAAAUACAUUGCCUGCAAAUGUUCAAACGGAAUGCGUGGAGUUGCUGUCAGAUAUCCAACUCAAAAAUCUGCUCGUGUCUCUCUUCUAGAGUUUCAUAAUCCCUAUCUUAGCAGAGAGAAGGACACCUCGCUUCACAACCACACCUUAUUCACGUCAUGGCUUUUUGUCAGUACACACAUAUGUGAACAAUUAUCAAGGAUGAAGCACAUGAAGAGUAAAAUUUCAUUAAAAAUCUCUGAUGAACACCUGAGAGCUCACUGAGAAUUGCAACCACUGCCAUCGAACCAGCCUGGUGUGUUAGUUUCACAAAAACAAGGGCAAAUAUCCCACUCCUUAUAUGCUUUUGUUCCUCUUUUUUUAAAAAGUAUUGUUCUUAAAAUGUUAAAUUUAAAAUUUUUGUAACUUACAUAUUAACAAAAUUGUCUAUUUUAUGCGGGCUGCUCCGAAAGUAGUGCCUCCUAUUUUAUUACAUGGGCCCACGAUGUCGGAGGUGGAUGCUGGAGGUACAGCAGCAGAGGUCGAACCUUCCCACCAAUAUUCCAUUACACAUUGUUGCUGUGUGACAGAUGGCAGCAGAGGGGCAGUCUGACACAGUGGCGUCUGAUGUGGAAGUGCAUACGAAGCAAAGGGGUGGCAUUGAAUUCCUGGAAACAGUGGCACCCAUUGACGUUCACUGAUGCUUGCUCAACGUUGAUGGUGUGUUUCAGCAGUGGCAACAGUGACAGUGGGUCACCUCUACUGGUUCUGAUUUGUAUGAAUGCAACAUGCAGGCUCUUGAUCAUCACUGGUGAAAAUGCACAGCCAGUGCUGGUGACUGUGUGGAAAAGUAGAGUUUUGUAGCUGAGAAUGUGCUCUAUCUAGUAGUAAUAUUGUGCUCUUUGUAGCUGUUGUAGUUUCCAGGGAAAUAAACAGGAGGCAUUACUUUCGGAGCAACUUACGCAUAUGUGGCCCAAGACGAUUCCUCUUCACUCCACGUGGCCCAGGCAAGUUGGAAGGUUGGACACCCAUGGAUUAGGUGAUCUUAGUGGUCUUUCCAACCUUAAUGAUUCUGUGAUUUUACAGGGCUCCUUUGAUUCCAAGAUUAUUUGAAAGGUUGUUCGUGGAAGAUUCUCAGGAACGUUUGCUUUUCAUGCUGUUUGCAUGUGAAUGAUUGUGGCACAGUUUUACAUCUUUAGCAAUGUGUGAAUUAGGUAUUUUAGGGAAACAACAGGAUCAGCUCAUUAUUUAACACCUGUCAUUUUAAUGGAAUGCAAGCCCAAUGCUACCAUUGACCACUGCAUGUGGUCGUGUUCAAGGCUGCUGGUUAGCAAAAGUGUCCAUCAUCUAGAAGCUGCAAUUUUGAAAUAGCAAUAUCGUCUCGAAUUUAAGAUCACUUGAACUGAAAUCCAAAUCACAUUGAAAGACAAAGUGUAAGGGCCGAGGUUUUACUCUCAAUGUUUACAGCAUGGCAUUUAUGGUAGAACACGGGCUGAGCUUUUUGCUGUUCAAGGCAGAAAGUUGGAGGAGAUGCUGGCACAAGCUGGGGAUCUCAAUAGGAUGUCAGUUGCAUUUGAUGUCUGUCAAAGCAGAAGAUGGCUGUUAUCCUGGACAGUCUUACUGUGGGAAACUCAUCUUUGCCUGCUUACUCUGCUUUUUGAGACUCAAUUUUAAGAUUGUGUACAUUGUAGCGCGUAUAACAAGGAUAUGCCUUAUUUAGGGUUUAGUAUUGUGAGUACGUCUUUGAGAUAUUAUCACAGUUGAUCACAGAAUUGUUUGGGUUGGAAGGGGCCUUAAAGAUCACCUCUUUCCAACCCUGUGCUGUGGGCAGGGUUGCAGCUUCAUACGUAGAGUGCCAUCAUUCACAGUGUACUGAUGAAGAAGCAAUCUUUAUUUUGUUAGCGUGAUUAAAACAUCCUUCAGUGAAAUGAUAUUUUAAUUCUUCAGACCAUGACUGCAGGCUUUAGUUUCAAAUGAACAUAUAGCCCUGCUUUCCCUUCUUUAACUAAGUGCUUUCAUGCUCUCAUGUUCAUUAGCUCUUGUCCUUUAAGAGUGUUGGAAGUAUCUGAUUGUCUUGAACAUAUACGCAUCCAUUUUUGCUUUCUCUUUUUAAACUUGAGUUGCAUUGACCCCAGUUGAUAUGUGGCAGUCUGAGACCCUUGACCUGCAGAUAGCCAUACAUCUUGCCUCGAAAUGCAUGGGGUAUCUUUUAACCUUACUAUAAGUCUGCAGGAGGCAGCAGCAGCAUCCUAACGCUGAGCAGUCUUCUUGGAAUCUAUCCAUAUAACAUAGCUACGCAGAAAACUUUACUUCGGCUAUGGUUAUAGCCUAUCUUGGGUAGUUUCUUUAAUUUUGUAUUUAUGAUUGAUUUGCCACUUAAGCAGAAUCAACUUUGGACACCUGCCUUGCUACUGGUGAGAUCAAUGAAUUGCUCACACAGCUCUGUGCUGCAGCAGGGCUGUUAUUGCAGGGGGAAAAGUACUGAUAAGAAAAGAUAAAGAUCUCUCCAUCUUUCUGUAUCUUGCCAUUCCCCCAAUAGGGAAUAAGAAUCAGAAGCUGUUAUUAUUGGUGAGAUUUAAGUUAUAGUUGAUGGUUAGCUGUGUUAAGGUGACGUAGAUGCAGCUUUUUUUCUUUUUUGAAAAGCUCUCAUCUCAUUAUUGAGAGUGGCAUGCAGUGUGCCCAUGCACAGGGGCUGUUCUUUAAAACCUGGCAAGGGAAACAGCCAAUUCAUGUUCAAAACGUAUUUAAAUAUUAAACCUCUUGUUUUCUUUUACCUCAGCACCAUGUUCCUUUGUGGGCACAUGUGAAAACUGCAUUAGAUAAGAGAUUUUUUGCUGGUUUAUCUGCCUUGGUCAGAAGCACAGGCAUGCUGUAGAUGGAGUAAAACUGCCAGAAGUACUGGAGGAGGGAGCUGGCUGGUUUUUAGUAGAUGAGCUUGUUCUACAUGGAUUUUGAAUCAUGGUACCAACGCAAAGCAUAAUUUUCUGUUUGUGGUAGGAUCAAAUGCUAGAGUGAUGCUCAUGCUUUUAGAAGGCAACCGUUAUGGGUGCACACAGGAACAACUGAACUUGUCUGAUACUUGUCUGUUUAGAGACUUCUCUGUUUAGAGGCAUUCUUCCAUGGCAGCAGGCAUGGCCUGGAGUGACAUUAGAGUGAUGGCUGUUGAUCGAUGGCAAUUCCACUUGGCAUUGCUCAGCACCGUCAGUAUGUUUCCUGUUCUUCAUGUCUUCCCUCCUUGAGCUCCUGUGUGCAAGACCUGCCAGGAUGGUUCCAGUGAAAUUUAGAGGAGACUUGGGGUACUGCUUCAUCCAGGAGAGGCAAGAUCCUAAUUAUCUCAUGGCUAAUGAACGCAUGAACCUGAUGAACAUGGCAAAACUGAGUAUCAAAGGGUUGAUCGAAUCAGCGCUUAAUCUGGGCAGGACACUGGACUCUGACUAUGCACCUCUUCAGCAGUUCUUCGUUGUGAUGGAGCAUUGCCUUAAACAUGGCUUGAAAGCCAAAAAGACUUUUCUUGGGCAAAAUAAGUCAUUUUGGGGACCUUUAGAACUAGUAGAAAAACUUGUUCCUGAAGCUGCAGAGAUUACGGCAAGCGUUAAGGAUCUCCCAGGCCUGAAGACACCUGUGGGUAGAGGAAGAGCUUGGCUUCGCCUUGCUCUAAUGCAGAAGAAACUUUCAGAGUACAUGAAAGCCUUGAUUAACAGAAAGGAUCUUCUCAGUGAAUUUUACGAGCCUAAUGCACUGAUGAUGGAAGAAGAAGGUGCGAUCAUUGCUGGCCUCCUCGUUGGUUUGAAUGUCAUUGAUGCAAACUUCUGCAUGAAAGGAGAAGACCUGGAUUCACAGGUUGGAGUUAUUGAUUUCUCAAUGUAUUUGAAAGAUGGAAACAGCACAAAAGGCAGUGAAGGAGAUGGUCAGAUAACUGCUAUUUUGGACCAGAAGAACUACGUAGAAGAACUGAAUAGGCACUUAAGCGCUACAGUAAACAACCUGCAGGCCAAAGUGGACGCCUUAGAAAAGUCCAACACUAAACUGACCGAGGAGCUUGCUGUUGCAAACAACAGGAUCAUUACAUUGCAAGAAGAGAUGGAACGAGUUAAAGAAGAAAGUUCUUACAUCUUGGAGUCCAAUCGUAAGGUCACUAAAGACAGAACUGCAGAUGGACAGGCACUGACUGAGGCACGAAAACAGUUAAAGGAGGAGACUCAGCUGCGGCUGGAUGUGGAAAAGGAACUGGAGGCUCAGAUUGGGAUGAGACAGGAGAUGGAGUUAGCUAUGAAGAUGCUGGAGAAAGAUGUCUGUGAGAAGCAAGAUGCACUGGUGGCACUCAGACAGCAACUGGAUGAUCUCAGGGCCCUAAAGCAUGAACUGUCUUUCAAGCUGCAGAGUUCAGACAUGGGAGUGAAACAGAAGAGUGAAUUGAACAGCCGUUUGGAAGAGAAAACAAAUCAGAUGGCUGCUACCAUCAAACAGCUUGAACAAAGAUUGCGGCAGGCGGAGAAAGACCGUCAGUUGGCACAGCAGGACAACCGGCUCUUCAAGCAGGAGUUUGGGGACAAAAUCAACAGCCUCCAGCUAGAAGUGGAAGAGCUCUCCAGGCAGCGGAGCCACCUCGAACUCGAACUGAAGCGGGAAAGAGAGAGAUGGUCACACAGUCACCAAAGCAGCCAAGGAAACAAGAAAGGCCCGAAGAAUUGGUUAAAACCGGACGGGAAGCUCAGAAUCCAAGACGAAAACGCCAAACUGAAACAGGCCCCAAGAGAGGAAAACAGUGUCCUGCCACACAAGUAUGGAAGAAAGUUACAGAGUAGCACCCAGGAGGAGCAGGAACAGCCAUCAGGACCUGGAAAUGCUCAGAUCUGCCAGCUCUGCCAGGAAGAAAGCAGCCGAAGCAAGAAAAAGAACAUCUGCAAGAACUGUGGUGGUAUCUUCUGUGAAGCCUGUUCAGCAAAUGAGCUGCCCCUCCCGUCCAGUAUUAACCCAGAGCGCGUCUGCAAUCCCUGUCACAAGCAACUCAUCCAGCAGUAUUCCACCAGUCCCUUGUAGGAGGCAGGCUGCAGAGUGUGGUGAGACCACAAAAAUUGUUGUAGCAGGUGAUCGUCUCCGGAGUCGUUCAAGGGGAAUUUGAAGACACUUACCUGUGUUCUUUGGAGGGGGAGGAAGCAGCUUUAUGGUGUUUUAGUCAAAAGAGACUGUAAACAGAACAGCCUAAGCCUUCCCUGUACAAAAAUCUGCCAGCUCUCUGACCUGGGCAUGUGCUGAGGAUGCUGAGAACUGCUUGAGGAAUGUCACACCAAGUGGCCAUAAGGCCUGAUCAGGCAGCCUCAGGAUGCUGCAAGAACAGAGCCCACACCUGAGAAAGAGCCAUGUGUCUGUGUGGAAGUCAGGAGCGUGUCAAGUGAGGGCAUGCUGCUGCUAAGCAAUGGCUCACUAAAAGCAAAAUGGGAGCAUUUUCUAAUCCUCACGUCUGGCUGCACUUGAAAUACCAUUUCCCCUUUCCCUGCUGUCUUUGACAAUCUGGCUCAACUGUGCUCCUUCAGCGCCAGGAGUCCAGGUAACACCACCACCACCAACAAAAAAAAGCAUUUUCUGACACUGUUUCUUUGACCCAGUCCUCCAGCAGUAGGCUUGCUAUGCAAAUCGUUAUCAAACAAAGCUGUGAAAUGAUCCUAUAUUUUUAGGGGCUUUGGAGGGGGCUAAGAUUUUCUUUUUUGGUGUGUGUGACAUUGGAGAACUGACCGGCACUGAUCUGGAACAGAGAUGUUUAAAAGCAUCUCUGACCUUCCUACUGGAGACCCUCACUGUGACUUUGAGACCACAAAACGGUGGUCAGUCCAAAGAGCUGCGCCAACCUCCUGUCUUCAUGUUCUGGGGGAAUAGCAGUCCCAAGGGUUUAGUUACAAAUCACCAUUACACAGAGGGUUUAAGGCCUCGUCUUCGCACCUCUCUCCUUUGUGACCAUAAAGAAGUGAUUGUAAUACAGCUGUUAUUUCACUGGUUUUGCGUUAGAUCAAAAUGAAAGCAAGAUGAACUCAACAGUGCUUUUCACCUUUAAGAUAUCUUGAUGCAAAACAGUUUAAAAGGUUUUCAUAGUUUGUGCUACAUCUAUCUUUGUUGCUGUGACUUGAAGGACACGUUACUCCAAAAAGCAGUGGUGACUUCCUCAUAAAGCACACGCAUCAUGUCAGUUUAUUUUUACUGGAAGCCUACUUCAGUCUUUAGGGCCACAGAAUGUUUUGUAAACUAUAGAAAAUUGAUGUAUUUAUAUGUGACAAAGGCAUUUGGCUUUAUACAAAUUAUAUUAGGGGACGGUAGUUUAAUUCCUGAGAGGAAUUCAUUAGACUGGCUGGAACUGCACUAAAAAGCAUAUCAGAGUUGAGGUUUUUCACAUGGUUGGUGCUAGUUAGUUUGUCCCAGACAUUUUUCUCUUUCCUAGUUCCUUGUAGGCCUCAGUGUAUUCAGCUGUCCAAGCAGUCCACCUCCUCUCAGUGCCCUUCAGAGACAAAGCACUGAACGAAGGGGAGCAAGCUUCGGUUUUCCUUUUUCUGCCCUCUGUGGUAGUUACCUUGCUGCUAUUCUUUAAAGUAGGCAAGAAAUUGUGAGUAGUGUUGAAAUUUGAGAAGCCUAGUAUUCAAGUGUGAGCAAACUCUGCUUUCCCAGGGUGAGCUGCCAUAGCUAAGGCACAAGAUACCAAAUUUGUUAAUUUUUUGUACGCGUUGGUACACAGAGAGCUAAGAGAUUGCAAAUUCCUGCAUCCAAAUCCAGAGUGACUCAUUCUGCAGGACACAGUCUCACCCAGGCAAUUUCAGUGCUGGAGGAUUAAACUGGAAACCAGGCACUUACUGUGAAGUAACUUUUAAUGCUGGUACAUCCGAGCAAUUUCACAGCUCUGAAGUGACAGUUUAUCUGUGACCUCUACAUAGCUUUCCACUGUCCAGCAGGAGUGGCUGCUGCAAUUCUUGCUUGAAGUGAAGGCUGAGAUGAUCUUUCUUUAUGUAGUAAACAGGACAGUUCUUGAGCAGGUCCUUUACAGUUAUAGUAUGCGAACAGCCCUUUACAGAGGCAGCUGAAAAUCCUUCAAAAUAGGGCUCUGGUUGCUGUAAUUAAAACUGGCAUUUGGAAAGGUGUAAGGAGAUGAUGUCAGCUGUCUGUGUUCACACACAACUCCUUCCUGAUUUCUUUGACUCAGUGAAGGGCUCUGCUUUUAAGUACUGGUUAUGCUUUAUGAUGCUGCAAAUGUUCAAGGCACAUUUGCACAUGUACUGGUGGUAAUGCUGGAUUUUUGGGUUUACACCUGGACAUUUGGACUGGGAGGAGCAGAAAGCAGUUUUUCUGAUAUUAAUUUUGUUCUACAUGCAAUAAUAAAGAUGUUCUCCUCUGGA